Molecule: messenger RNA, 6245 nt
Organism: Callorhinchus milii (elephant shark)
Lineage: Eukaryota; Metazoa; Chordata; Chondrichthyes; Chimaeriformes; Callorhinchidae
Product: serine/threonine-protein kinase/endoribonuclease IRE1
Exons: 22
Coding region: 1-2910 (969 amino acids)
Biological process (GO): mRNA processing; intrinsic apoptotic signaling pathway in response to endoplasmic reticulum stress; protein phosphorylation
Cellular component (GO): IRE1-TRAF2-ASK1 complex
Molecular function (GO): ATP binding; protein serine/threonine kinase activity; RNA endonuclease activity
Source: RefSeq, a predicted model, not a curated record
AUGUCGAGGCCUCCCGGGGACUCGCUGCUCCUCACCGGCUUCCUGCUGGUCUCGCUGGCCGCCGCGCUCUGCAGCCUCCCGGGCAAGUGUUAUGGGAGUUCCAGCACGCUGCUCCCUGAGACCCUUCUCUUUGUCUCCACCCUUGAUGGAAGCUUACAUGCCGUCAGCAAACAGACCGGCUCCAUCAAAUGGACUUUGAAAGAAGAUCCUGUGCUUCAGGUUCCGAUGCAUCUGACAGAGCCUGCGUUCCUUCCUGACCCCAAUGACGGCAGCCUGUACACACUGGGGGGCAAGAACAAGGAAGGACUGACCAAGUUGCCGUUCACCAUCCCGGAGCUGGUGCAGGCCUCACCGUGUCGCAGCUCUGACGGCGUCUUGUACAUGGGUAAGAAGCAGGACGUCUGGUACGUGGUGGACCCGCUGACCGGCAUCAAACAGCAAACACUGACCGCGGCCUUCGCCGAGAGCAUGUGUCCGUCCACCCCCCUGCUCUACAUCGGCCGCACAGAGUACACCAUCACUAUGUACGACACCAAUAACAGAGAGCUGCGCUGGAACGCCACCUACUUCGAUUACUCGGCCUCCCUGCCCGACAAGGACACGCAAUACAAGAUGUUACACUUCGUGUCGAAUGGGGACGGGCUGGUGGUGACGGUGGACCAAGAGUCGGGUGACAUCCUGUGGAUCCAGAACUACGUCUCGCCCGUGGUGGCCGUGUACAUGUGGCAGCGCGAGGGCCUCCGGAAGGUUCCGCACACCAACGUAGGCACCGAGACCCUGCGCUACCUCACCUUCAUGUCCGGGGAGAUGGGGCGCAUCACCAAGUGGAAAUACCCCUUCCCCAAGGAGACGGAGACCAAACACAAACUGAUGCCGACGCUGUAUGUGGGCAAAUACUCGACCAGUCUGUAUGCGUCCCCGUCGCUGGUACACGAGGGCGUGGCCGUGGUGCCCCGGGGCAGCGCGCUCCCCCUGCUGGAAGGCCCGAGGACGGAAGGGGUUACGAUCGGAGACCGGGGGGAGUGUGACAUUACCCCCAGCACUGACGUCAAGUUUACCCCAGAAGUGAAACACGCGAUGGACCAUCUGAGAAACCAAUGGCUGCUGAUCGGUCACCAUGAAAUACCCCUGGCGGCCCACACCAAGAUGCUCAACAACUUCCCUGAGAACUUACAGAAGGUUCCGGACGCUGUGAUUCCCACCCACCCACAGAACGAGAGAUUUGAGGAGCUUCUCCCACAUAUGGAGGCUGUGGCUGGAGAUUGUGAGCUGCUGAGGGAGCUGGAGGAGACGUAUGGCCGGCAGCAGGCCCCGCGCCAGGCAGCUGUGGACUCUGUGCUGAAGGACAUGGCCACCAUCGUCUUCAGCACCUUCCUGCUGGCCGGCUGGGUUGCCUUCGUCAUCACCUACCCCAAGACAGUGCAGCAGCAGCAGUUAGAGGAACGGUUGGAGCUGAUGCAGCAGCGACAGCUCCUCUUCCACCCUCCGAUCCUUGGCCCCGACACACAUUUCCUGGACACUUCCCGGGCCCGGACGGAAAGUUCCAGCACCAACACCCCCAACGUGUCCAACCAUUCGCUCCACUCCAGCCACUCCCUCUCCGACUUCGGCAGCUCAGCCACCGAGCAGGAGGAUGGAGAUGACGACUCCAACAUUGUGACCGUGGGGAAGAUUUCCUUCAACCCGAAGGACGUACUGGGCCACGGAGCUGAAGGCACCAUCGUCUUCAAGGGCAGGUUUGAUGAUCGGUCGGUGGCGGUGAAGCGGAUCCUGCCCGAGUGUUUCAGCUUUGCCGACCGGGAGGUGUGCCUGCUGCGCGAGAGCGACGAGCACCCCAACGUCAUUCGCUAUUUCUGCACCGAGAAGGACCGGCAGUUCCAGUACAUCGCCACUGAGUUGUGUGCCGCCACGCUGCAGGAGUACGUUGAUCAACGGGACUUUGAGCGACACGGACUGGAGCCCAUUCCCCUGCUACAGCAAACCAUGUCUGGCCUGGCGUAUCUGCACUCGCUCAAUAUCGUCCACAGGGACCUGAAGCCACACAACAUCCUGAUCUCGAUGCCCAACGCCCACGGCAGAGCCAAGCCGCUGAUCUCUGACUUCGGGCUGUGUAAGAAGCUGGCGGCAGGUCGGCACAGCUUCAGCCGCCGUUCAGGGGUGCCGGGCACCGAGGGCUGGAUCGCCCCCGAGGUGCUGAACGAGGACUGCCCGGCAAACCCGACGUGUGCGGUUGACAUUUUCUCUGCGGGCUGUGUGUUCUAUUACGUGGUGUCUGAGGGCGGCCACCCAUUCGGGAAAGCUUUACAGCGACAAGCGAACAUCCUGCUCGGCGUCUACACCCUCGAGCACCUGCAGCCGGACACCCACGAUGACAUUAUCGCCCGGGACCUGAUACAGCAGAUGCUGAGCGUGGAGCCCCCACGGCGGCCGUCCACACUGAGCGUGCUCAAACACCCCUUCUUCUGGAGCCUGGAGAAGCAGCUCCAGUUUUUCCAGGACGUCAGCGACCGGAUAGAGAAGGAGCCUCCGGACGGGUCAGUGGUGAGGGAGCUGGAACGCGGAGGCCGGAGUGUGGUACAGGGUGACUGGAAAGAACAGAUCACGGUGCCUCUGCAGACAGAUCUUCGGAAAUUCCGAUCCUACAAAGGUAGCUCAGUGCGAGACCUGCUGCGAGCGAUGAGAAAUAAGAAACAUCACUACAGGGAGCUGCCGCAGGAUGUGCAGGAGAGCCUGGGCUCGGUCCCCGAUGAUUUUGUGCGUUACUUCACCUCCCGCUUCCCUCACCUCCUGCUGCACACAUACCGAGCCACCAGCGUCUACAGCCACGAGAGACUCUUCCACCCUUACUACUGCCAGGCGGCCGAGCACAGCCAGACAGCCCCGGGCAGCCAGGACGACGGAUUGCUGUAACGCUGAGCGCAAGGCGACACAGUGAAGCUGUGAAUUUGCUGCGAGACGCGUUCUAGCCAUGGCCCCCGCUGGCCGGAGCAGUGCGAGGAGAGACUGAGUUUGGCAAAGACGACUGACUCGGAACCUGGACGUGGCCAAAGAUAAUAAGUGCCUUACUUAUGGUGGGGGGUGGAAAAAGCCUCCCAGCUGUUUGUGAAAGGAAACCUGACCCAGAGAAGAAAAUGAGGGUUCCUGCGGCUUUUACAAUGACAGGAACAUCUUUUAACACGUGCGAGCGAGGAGGGUGUUUGAGGGGAAAGGGAAAGGGUGGAAAGGAAAAAACUCUCUUCUUGAACUUUUUCCCUCAGAGUCUAUUAAAUCAUUCCAUGGUUUAGGGAAUUGUUUUUGAACGAUGGUAGAAGGACAUGGAAUGUGACGGGGGCUGCGGAGGGAAGCUUCAGUCUCUGGGGUGGGGAGGAGAUGGGGGGUUGUGCUGAUUGUGGGGGGGCUUUCUAUGCUGGGGUGGGCUUCGCUUGGAGAUUGGGGUGAGACAGACGUUCACAUUGACACGUUAAGAACAUAAGAAUUUGCUGGCGAAAGAAGAACAAGGUCCAUCUCGUUCACCUUCCACCAUCCUGGUAGUCGCUUGACAUGCUUUGUCCUAAACCAUAUAAGAACAUGUGGGGUGAGGUGGGGUGUCCCGGGCAGCAACCAAACCCUCUCUGGUUGGCCUACAAAGCAAAUGUUUCCAGAUUUGAAUAUUUCUUGGUUUUGUGGCGACAAAAUAACAUUGAUCUAAAUUUCUAUGAUUACUGUGUUGGCCAACCAGAAAGGUCCACUGCUAGUCCUGAAGAUAUAUUUAGCGCUUAGCAUUACUGGGGGCAUGUUCAUGUCUGGGGUCCAGAUUUCAGCUUCAGUCUCGCGUUCACACGUUGUGCCCAUAAACAGGAAGCGACUUUCCCCGUUAAUUAAAAUCACAGAAUGGAAUCUCCGAUGGUGAGUAAGAACCAUCUCGCGGCAGACGUGAUGCCCAGGCUGGGCUGGACCAGCUGGGAAGAUUGUAGGGCUGUCGUUGGUCCCAGUGGGAGGGAAGGGGGAAAAACAGUAUUGAAAUGGGAGACUUUUUCCCUCUCUCUCACUUAGCUCCUUCCCCCCAUCCCCACCGCACUGCUCAAGAUUCCUUGUUUAACGACACAAACAACACUUCACCCCAAACCCCCAGCACUGGCACUGUUGGUCCGAUUCAGUGAGAGAUGUCACCACAGAACCUUACUUAUUCCCUAUGAGGUUUAUUUCACUUUAAAUCUACAGUCACGAGCACAGAAAGUGUUGUGAAACAAUUCGUUUUCUGUGAGAAGAUGUUGGCCCGUUUCCCAGCACUGUCUGCGGGUAAUUGUGAAAACAAUCAUUUAUGAUAUCCAAAAGGAGUAAGUUAUUUAUUUAUUGGGGGGGGGGGGAGGUAUUUUUGUACCUGAAUGUCUAUAAAGUUUUGCUUUUUAAUAUGUGCUGACUGAGGCCUCUAGAUUUAAGGUGAAUUUGAUCCAUCCUCUGGUUCUGUUUCUUGGCCAUGUUGUGUGUUUCCAUGAACAUGUGGGAUUCGUGCUGAUUUGCUGAUUGUGAUGGGGGAAAAAAGGGACAAAACAUAUGAAUAAUUUAUCUCCACUUUCUUUUUUUUUAAACGAAAAGUUUCGAUGUGAACAUUGUUCUUCUUGACGUUUGUUUUUAAAAAGUACAAAGAUUAAUAAUGUAAUAAUAGUAAUUCUUGCAUUUGAUAUAGCGCCUUAUCACAUCGUUGAGACGUCUCAAAGGGCUUCACAGGAUAUUCUGUAAAGUGGAUUGAUUGGGUAUUUUGUGGGCGAGGCGAGGAUUCCAAUCUGGACCAUUUAACGCUUGCUAUUAAUCAUUUUAAAAUAAAUUAACUUGUUAAAAAAAAACUAAAUGAAACUCUUUCGCUCGUUCCGAAUAACUCCCAGAAGUUUUAGUUGUUGUUUCAAGUCUUCUGUUAAAUCCCUCUCUCGACUGUUGUCCGUUACAGAUCUUGUGAUAUUUUAGUGGUUUUCAAUCUCUAAGCUCAUGAAUUCCUCUACGGCUAUUCAUCAGAUACUGACAUGUUUGUCUCAUCUUCCUGCAGGCAAAUUAUUUGCCAGGGUGUUACCUGUGUAUGGGUAAUCCAAUUAUGUUUAAAAGGUUGAAUUUGUUGUAGAAAUAAUUGGCACUAAACAAUCUCGUUAAGACAGGGUUUUCUGUCCUCAAAUGUCGGUAUCCCUCACACACCAGGGGUUAUCCUCCCCACUGCAUCUCAGCACUGCACUGUUUUAAGCUGCUGUGCAGAGACUGUACGGGAAAGAAUCGGGGAGAAGUGACUUCACUGUGUAAAGCUGUGCAAGGGGAUUGACUAUCUGUCACUAAUUACACAUGGUUGUGCGGGUUCCACCACUGAGCCAGGAUAUGUUGGUGCCUGGCCUGGAGAGGUGCACAAUUGUUUGAGAGAGUCGAUUUAUUUAUUUAUUGAAGAGACUGAACAUAACACUGGUUGUGACUCUCAGGAGGGUCUGCUCCAGAGACUACAUUUGGCACGUGCUCAUUGUCAGCUUUUGUCCAAUUCCUGUUUUGGUCGGACGGAUGUGGAAAUUAGUCGCUGCUUAUAUUUUUUACCUGAGAUGCUGCAGUAUUUUUCUAUUAGGUCUUGUCUUUCACAGGUGCAAACCCCACAGAUGUUUUGUUUUCAGCCAAAGUGCUUCGAAAUAAUGUGACAAUAAAAUGUCCUCAAAUUGGAACUUCCUGUCAGAUUUGUUGAUUUGACAGAAACUGUUUGCGGUGAAAUUAACACAUCAGAACCUACAUUCCGUGACUUCUUGUAAACCGUGUAACAGCAAGCCCAACAUUGCCUUGAAUGUACGGAGCCUAUGGGAUUCUUUGCAGUGAGUUUGAUUGUGCAAUAGCUGUUUUUCUCUGACAGAAGAUACAGAGCUACAACAGCAAUUGUGGUUACACUCUGGGAUGCUACGCUGCAUGAGGUACGCUAUAUAAAUGCAAGUUUUUGUUACACACCAUCAGGUCACUGGGUUGGUAAGGACCAGUGAUGAAUUUCGCACUGUGAGAGCCUGAGAAACGUGAGUUCUGCUUUUAGAAUAUUGCUACAAAUCCAUUUUUUUAAAAAAAAAGAUUCAGAAUGUCUGCAAUGCUGAGGGUGUAAGUGCUCUCUCUCUCGCUGUUUUACUGGGGCAGUUUACAUGUCGAUGAUUCAAUACAUGUGUCUGGGUCUUGGGAGCUUCCAGUGGUAAAAUCGUGCUUCAGACUAUUGGGAAUGUAAUUUUUUUUACUAUCUCUGGGUUAAUGCAAUAAAAAAUGAAAAU